This is a messenger RNA of Penicillium concentricum, 1557 nucleotides long. RefSeq lists its product as uncharacterized. Gene Ontology annotation, biological process: nucleolar large rRNA transcription by RNA polymerase I. NCBI's taxonomy places the organism in Eukaryota, Fungi, Ascomycota, Eurotiomycetes, Eurotiales, Aspergillaceae. The transcript is spliced from 2 exons. The record is from RefSeq and is a predicted model, not a curated record. Gene Ontology annotation, molecular function: RNA polymerase I core promoter sequence-specific DNA binding; TBP-class protein binding. Gene Ontology annotation, cellular component: RNA polymerase I core factor complex. Bases 1 to 1557 code for a protein of 518 amino acids.
AUGGGGGUUGGCGAUUAUGUCCAUUCCAAAGAAGGUGGGCAGGUUCGCGGAGCCCCCGAUCAAGCCCUCCAGUCGCGCCAGCAACGUGCAGAACAAGCCAGAGUCGAGGUGCCAGUCACCCAGCUAGUCGAUCCAAGUCUUCCAGGUGUCAAUGGUAGAGGUGGUUUACUAGAAUUCCAUGGUACAUCUCAAUUUCCCAAUCAGCCCCGCAAUCUUCCUACGAAUGGAAUGCAGCGGGACAGGGACGUGUUCGACACAGACGUGGAGGCCAUUGAUGAUUCCACCGUGGCGGGGACUAGCGUCUACGGAUUUGACGACAACAAAUCUCAAGCAGCGUCAAGUACCAAUGCUGCCUACACCAACCCCCUCCACCAACGACCUACCAGUCCCGGCCUUCACGGCAUACUUACGGGUCUAACUGAUGACUUCGAUGACUUUGGAAGCCAAAUGACUUCGUCUCUUGGUGGAGAUGGCGAGGAUAACGAAAAGCCCGACGAAGCGCACGACUGGCAUGUGCCACAAAAACCGCGUAUGACCGAGGAGCCAUUGAGCAAGCGCCUGGAGAAUUUCUGGUCCGCCAGCAGAAAGAGAACAACCUCACGGCAGCCUGUUACCGUAGACUCUGACCCCGAGCCUCAGACUCAACCACAACCCAAGUCUAAGCCGCGGAAAUUGGGUCAAUUGCUUCCUCCAACUGGGCCUAGGAAGAUUGUUCUACCUCACAGCUCGUCAGCGACGCCUAGGACACGUUUUAGUCCGCCAAAGCCUUCACUUCUUGAACAACUCGACCAACAGCUCGAUGCAUCCCCUACUCGCCAUCACUCUCAACCUCCACCAGAUGUUGGCCGGUCACUCAGCAUUACAUCGUUUCAAGAGCAUACUGACAGCGACGGUGGAAGUGAUGAUGGCAUGGACCGCACUAUACGCGCGGAUGAAAGACGGGAAAGCGGGGGGCAUUCAACUAAUGCCUUUGAUAUGACCAGUCUGACCGACCUAGACGUCGACCACACCAUGCACGAUCCCUUUUUUGUGCACGAGUCGCACGAGUCGCACGAGCCGCUUCAUCGGAGCCGUCGUAACACUGUCAUUCAUUCCAAAAAAAGAUCACUUGAGGCAGAUUACCCCCCAGAAGUGCUUUACCAAAAGUCUUUCUCGGAGCUCCAAGCUGAGCCCUUUGACAAAUCCCCCACCCCUCCUCCACCCGUUGUCAAAUCACCUUCUUUGCCACCAAACCCACCUUUUGUCCCAGACACCCAAGAGCCCAGGAAUGCCGUCUCCCAUCUGUUAGCUCUGACAGACCAAGAACGCCAGACUUAUUUGUCCCACAUGACCAUGGAUGAAUGGGAAGACUGCGGAGACCAAAUGAUCGACCGUUUUACUCAUCUUCUUUCGGAAAUGAAGAACCUACGACGUGCCCGGCGUCGCACAGCUGCUGUGUUUGAAGGCGAAGUCAAGCGUCGUCAUGACCAAGUUGAAACACAAAAUUUGGAGUUGACGAAUAAAUUGACCGAGAUGAGAACCGGCGGUGCAGAGGUUCUGCGUGGACGCCACUCAUGA